This is a messenger RNA of Cynocephalus volans (Philippine flying lemur), 1224 nucleotides long. RefSeq names its product SH3 and SYLF domain containing 1 (gene SH3YL1). Gene Ontology annotation, cellular component: ruffle membrane. Gene Ontology annotation, biological process: regulation of ruffle assembly. The record is from RefSeq and is a predicted model, not a curated record. The coding region runs from base 151 to 1203 and encodes 350 amino acids. The transcript is spliced from 11 exons. Gene Ontology annotation, molecular function: protein binding; phosphatidylinositol binding. NCBI's taxonomy places the organism in Eukaryota, Metazoa, Chordata, Mammalia, Dermoptera, Cynocephalidae.
GGUGUCCGCAGCUGCGGGGGCGCCGGGCGGACCAGGCUGGAGGGCACGACCUAAAACUGGGAAAAACCCCACUGUUGGUCAACAAGUGAGCGGAAGAGCGUGAACCCUGCCAGGCAGCAGAAAGAGCCCAGCUUCGGUCCCUGUGGCAACAUGAGUGGAUCUCACUCAUUUGGUGUGAAUAACCCUAUACCCUCCAAUCUGAAAUCAGAAGCAAAGAAGGCUGCUAAAAUAUUGAGAGAAUUCACAGAAAUAACUUCCGGAAAUGGACCUGAUAAGAUCAUUCCCGCCCACGUCAUCGCCAAGGCUAAAGGCCUUGCGGUUCUGUCUGUGGUCAAGGCUGGGUUUCUGGUGACCGCCAGAGGAGGCAGUGGGAUCGUCCUGGCACGUCGUCCAGAUGGAAACUGGUCUGCACCUUCAGCCAUUGGGAUAGCCGGGCUCGGUGGGGGAUUUGAAGUAGGAAUUGAGGUGUCUGAUUUGGUAAUAAUUCUGAAUUACGACAGAGCCGUGGAAGCUUUUGCUAAAGGUGGUAACCUGACCCUGGGAGGGAACUUCACCGUGGCCGUCGGGCCCUUGGGAAGGAAUUUGGAAGGCAAUGUCGCCCUGAGGAGCUCUGCUGCCGUCUUUACAUAUUGCAAGUCAAGAGGACUCUUCGCGGGCCUGUCCUUAGAAGGGAGCUGCCUGAUUGAAAGGAAAGAGACUAAUCGAAAAUUUUAUUGUCAAGAUAUCCGAGCUUAUGACAUUUUAUUUGGAGAUACACCUCAGCCUGCCCAAGCAGAAGAUCUUUAUGAAAUUCUUGAUUCCUUUACUGAAAAGUAUGAAAAGGAGGGACAAAGAAUCAACGCGAGAAAAGCAGCCCGGGAGCAGAGGAAGGCAACUGCUAAAGAAUUACCUCCAAAACCACUGUCGAGACCUCAGCAACCAUCUGGAUCAGUCCAGCUGAACACAGGCUUUCAAAGUAACAGAAAUGAACACAAGCUCUAUCCUGAACUUUCCAGCUGUCACGAGAGAGUUGGCAAUUCAAAUCCACCUGUGGAAGUGACAGCUCUAUAUUCCUUUGAAGGACAACAGCCCGGGGACUUGAGUUUUCAAGCUGGAGACAGAAUCAUAGUCAUAUCCAAAACAGAUUCGCAGUUCGAUUGGUGGGAAGGGACACUUCGAGGCCAAACUGGCAUUUUUCCAGCCAACUAUGUUACCAUGAAUUGAAGAUUAUUUUAUUUUCUUCCA